AUGAGUGAUUCCUUCCCUUUUUCACCUUACGACCCCUCAUCGCAGUACCCAGAAAAUGAACCAGUUUUUGGCACGGCGACGCCUGGUUUCCCACAGCCUUCGUUUUCAUCACAAGUUCCGUCCGAAGUAACAUCCAUCCAGGCCGAAAUCUCUACAACUGUUGCCACUGUCGUUGCUCCAGAACAUUCUUUGAACAGCAAAGUUCCGAUCCCACGGUCAGUGAGUUCAACCGCGGUGCCGAAUCGAGGUCGAGUUAGUCGGGCGUGCGAAAAUUGUCGUGAUCAAAAAGUGAAAUGCAGCGGGCAACGCCCAACUUGCCAACGAUGUCAGGAAUCAGGGGUUCAAUGCUCAUACGGUGAUCGAAAACGGGAGAAAUUAGCUAGGCGACUGAGUGACCUUACGGCGCGGGUUGAAUCAUUCGAAACUCUGCUGCAAAACAUUUAUCCAAAUCUGGAUUCCCUAUCCACCCAGUACGUGGAACAGAUUUUGAACGAUCAAUACGACAACGAUCAACCGCCGAGUCAUUUACCUUCGGAUCUCCCGUCUCCUCUGUUUACCACCGAUUCAGGGUCCCCAAUAGGCGCAAUCGACUUCACAAAUGAAGACUUCAACCGCGAUGAGAAGAUACAGGCUAUGGGAUUUGUUGGCGAACAUUCGGAGAUUGCGUGGAUGUAUAGACUGAAAAAGAUCCUCCACCGUGUUCACCAAGGUCAAUUGGGCAAGAGUCUUGAUCGCGACUAUGUCACUACUGCGAAUUACUUCAUCGACGACACUGAAGUAACUGUCUUGGACGACGUUGACCUGUCUCAGCGGCCGCUUCCUGCGGUUGCAGAUCGAUUAAUUGAAAGCUAUUUUCACACCGUGCACCCUUGUUUUCCAAUUGUCAACAAGGUUACAUUCCUAGGCCAAUACAAGUCUUUCUAUUCCGCUCCUUCUGUCCGACCUGGAAAGCGAUGGUUAGCAAUUCUUAAUCUGAUAUUCGCCAUUGCUACGAAGUACGGUAAUGGUUCAUUGGGGGACCCUGAGACCGACGCAGAUCACCAUACAAUAUAUUUUUCUCGGGCGUGGAAGCUCAGCAUGGGUGAUGUUGCGUUGUUGGACCAUCCGAAUCUUCAACAAGUACAGGUUGAAGGUCUUAGCGCUUUCUAUCUUAUGGCAGUGGGCCAGGCUAACAGAUCCUGGAGGCUUUCAGGUAUCUCGAUUGAGUCGGCCGUUACGAUGGGGUUGAAUCUUCGCAACGAGAGCAGCAUUAUAUCAUACAGUUCGAGAGAGACUCGCUACAGGGUCUGGUGGUCUGUGUACGUACUGCAUGUAUUGCUAUGUGUGAUGACUGGGCGUCUUCCUAGCAGCACAGAAGAUUCCUGUACAACCCCUCUUCCGGUACCAUUCACCGAAAAGGAUUUUUCGCGGGGUGAGAUUGAGAAGCUGAUUGAAGACCAUGAGGCACGCACGAUUUUUAUUCGGAACCUGGUCUCUCGUUCCUCCGCACAGUCAGCAGAAAGUGCCUUGAUACCGGAAACUGCCAUGCGUCCUUCUCCGGGCCCUGAUAAGCACAGCGACCGAAUAGCUUCUUCCGCUGUCCAAAUCCUUACAUCCACAACGCCGAACAUUUCUCUACAUUUUCUCUAUCUCGUUGAACUGGGGUUACUCAUGCGACGGUCCAUCGACGCGUUAUAUGCCCCUAGGGCAGGGCGAAAGUCGUGGCGCUCUAUUGAAAUGGUCAUCUCGGCGUUGAACAGUAGGGCGGAUAGUUGGCUCUCCAAACUCCCAGCUGAACUACAUUUUACGCAAGGAUCACCGGCUUGCGAAAGGGAAAGACUCAGUCUUGCGUUUUCCUUCUAUAGCACCAAGAUACUCAUCACUCAACCCUGUCUUAGCCGCAUCCUUCAGCAGGCUUCCUGGGAUAGUCAAAUUGAGGGUUUUUGUGCCACAAUGGCUUCAAUGUGCAUCGACAUGGCUUGCCAGAUGUUGGAGUUACUGCCCAAUUCUCCAGACCUCGGGUGGAUUUAUCGUUUGUCGCCUUGGUGGUGUAUCGUGCAUUAUCUCAUGCAGGGCGCCACCGUCCUCUUGAUCAGUCUCUUCAUCGAAGAGAAAUCAAACACGACUCAACAUCCGAGAACUAUUAGCAAUGUUUCCAAGGUGGCUGCCUGGCUUUCUUCGUUGGCCACGAAGGAUCCAUCAGCGCAACGAGCUUGGACAGCGUUUCAAGACCUGCUAUCACACCGCGAAAUCGAGAUUGCGAUGGAGCCCCAAAACUAA
Molecule: messenger RNA, 2259 nt
Organism: Aspergillus puulaauensis
Lineage: Eukaryota; Fungi; Ascomycota; Eurotiomycetes; Eurotiales; Aspergillaceae
Product: putative C6 transcription factor
Exons: 4
Coding region: 1-2259 (752 amino acids)
Biological process (GO): regulation of DNA-templated transcription; DNA-templated transcription
Molecular function (GO): zinc ion binding; DNA-binding transcription factor activity, RNA polymerase II-specific; DNA binding
Source: RefSeq, a predicted model, not a curated record